GGACGAUAUAGUCGUAUAAAAAGGUUGGAGCUCGCCUUGCUAGAGCUUAAAAACACCAGAAUCAUUUGAGUCAACUUGAUACCCCUUGUCUUCUUGAAGUCGACAAAGCCAAAAAGUACACCAUAAGUCGGAAAACAAAAUGACUACCAAGUUGGUUGGCAAGACUGUCGGCACGACAGGCUUUGGCCUUAUGGGCCUGUCUUGGAGAGCCAAGCCUCAGCCGAUCGAAGACUCGAUAGCGGUGAUGAAAGCUGCGCUGAAUGCCGGGGCCAACUUUUGGAACGGCGGGACCUUCUACGGCACGCCCGAAUACAACUCUGCCCAUGUGCUCAAGGCGUACUUCGACAAGUACCCGGAGGACGCUUCCAAGGUCGUGAUCAGCAUCAAGGGCGGCCACGGCAAGGCCGGCAUCGACGGUUCGCCCGAGAACAUGCGCCGGGAGGUCGACAACUUCUACAGCAUCGUCGGUGACCGCUGCAAGAUCGACAUUUUCGAGUGCGCCCGCGUCGACCCCAAGGUGCCCAUCGAAACGACCGUGGGCGCGCUCGCCGAGCUCGUCAAGGAAGGGAAGAUUGGCGGCGUGGGGCUCAGCGAGUGCAAGGCCGACACGAUUCGACGCGCCGCGAAGGUCACCCGGAUCGCCUCCGUCGAGGUCGAGUUCUCCCUGUUCUCCGUCGACAUCCUGACGAACGGCGUCGCGGACGCCUGCGCCGAGCUGGGCAUCCCCAUAGUCGCCUACUCGCCGCUCAGCCGCGGCUUCUUGACCGGCGAGCUGCGCAAGUUCGAGGACCUGCCGGAGGACGACAUGCGCCGGCACUACCCGCGUUUCCAGCCGGAGAAUUUCGACAACAACCUGAAGCUCGUCGACGAGGUCAUGAAGAUUGCAAACGCCAAAGGCUGCAGCGCAAGCGCCGUCGCGAUCGGCUGGGUGAAGGCCCACAGCGGUCAUCCUGCUGAGAUCAUUCCCAUUCCAGGAACAACUAAGCCAAAGCGCUUGGAAGAGAAUAUGCAGGAUGCCAAGCUGACUUCAGAGGACAUCAAGCAGCUUAAUGAAGCAGUCAAGAAGUGCGAGGUGCUGGGUGGACGCUACCCAGCAGCAGUCGAUGCUCUCUCAUGGGGUUGAUAACGUCAAGGACGGGAUACGAGAAUGUACUGUUGUGGCAAAUAAGCAAAUUGAAAAGGAAUCUUGUGACCGUUUGACACAC
This is a messenger RNA of Verruconis gallopava, 1205 nucleotides long. RefSeq lists its product as uncharacterized. The transcript is spliced from 2 exons. The coding region runs from base 140 to 1123 and encodes 327 amino acids. NCBI's taxonomy places the organism in Eukaryota, Fungi, Ascomycota, Dothideomycetes, Venturiales, Sympoventuriaceae. The record is from RefSeq and is a predicted model, not a curated record. Gene Ontology annotation, cellular component: cytoplasm.